Molecule: messenger RNA, 2747 nt
Organism: Xiphias gladius (swordfish)
Lineage: Eukaryota; Metazoa; Chordata; Actinopteri; Istiophoriformes; Xiphiidae
Gene: tm9sf5
Product: transmembrane 9 superfamily member 2
Exons: 17
Coding region: 195-2156 (653 amino acids)
Biological process (GO): protein localization to membrane
Cellular component (GO): membrane
Source: RefSeq, a predicted model, not a curated record
UGCUAGUCUUGUGGUUAAGACAGAGCUGGACGUCACCGAUGCUGGCAGGUCAGCUCAGCUCAACUGCUGCGUCCCGAGUAUUAAGACUUAGCCAACCGUGAAAAGCUAGCAAACAUUCCCGUCCCUUAAAAGAAAGAACAGUCUCCAUAAGACAUAAGUAUACCAGAUCUUCGAAGAAGCGUGUCGGCGAUAAAAUGAAGAGGCGGAUACAUUUAGGUUUUGUGCUGGUUUAUUCGCUGGUGUGGUGUUUCUUUUCGUGCUCGGCGUUUUAUCUUCCGGGUUUAGCCCCAGUGAGUUUUUGUGAAGCUGGCAAAGGUGGUGAAGAUUGUCAGACAGUGAUUAAGUUGUUUGUCAAUCGCUUGGACUCAGUGGAGUCAGUCCUACCUUAUGAGUAUGACGUCUUCGACUUUUGCAAAGAUGCCAAAGAAAUUAGGCCUUCUGAGAAUCUUGGACAGGUGCUCUUUGGUGAACGAAUUGAGUCUUCACCAUACAAGUUCAACUUUAAAGAAGAUGUUAAAUGCAAGGCGGUGUGCACAAAAAACUACAAGAAAGGCACCCAGGAGGAUGCAACCAAAUUGGAUUUUCUCAAGAUGGGAAUGCAGCUGAACUACCAGCAUCACUGGAUCAUUGACAACAUGCCGGUGACAUGGUGCUAUGAUGUGGAAGAUAGUCAGAAGUACUGCAACCCGGGCUUCCCCAUUGGCUGCCUCGUUACAUUAGAAGGCAGACCUAAAGAUGCUUGUGUCAUCAAUUCUGAGUUCAACAAGAAGAACACAUUUUACGUUUUUAACCAUGUGGACAUCAAGAUCACUUACCACAGUGGAGAAUCAGAAGGAUGGAGAGGCGCCCGGCUGGUCGCUGCCACUCUGGAGCCAAAGAGUAUCAAACAUGCAGAUGAGAAAAACCCAAGCUGUGAAGGAGGCACCCCGAUGGAGGUCCAUGGGCCAUUUGAUAAUGAUGUGUCGAUAGUUUACACCUACUCUGUCACAUUUGAGGAAAACAAUUCAAUCAAGUGGGCCUCUAGGUGGGACUACAUUCUGGUCUCCAUGCCUCACACCAACAUCCAGUGGUUUAGCAUCAUGAACUCCUUGGUCAUUGUCCUUUUCCUGUCUGGAAUGGUUGCCAUGAUCAUGCUGAGAACCCUGCACAAGGACAUAGCCAGAUACAACCAGGUGGACCAGGAGGAUGCACAGGAAGAGUCCGGGUGGAAGCAGGUGCAUGGGGAUGUGUUCCGUCCCCCCAGGAAAGGCAUGUUGUUGUCUGUGUUCCUUGGACAGGGCACCCAGAUCUUCAUCAUGACCUUCAUCACACUCUUCCUGGCCUGUCUGGGUUUCCUGUCACCAGCAAACAGAGGGGCACUAAUGACAUGUGCUGUGGUUCUCUGGGUUCUGCUGGGAACACCUGCUGGCUAUGUGUCAGCACGUCUUUACAAAACUUUUGGAGGUGAAAAGUGGAAGACAAAUGUGUUGCUGACAGCACUCUUGUGCCCAGGUAUUGUGUUUGCAGACUUCUUCCUGAUGAACCUGAUCCUUUGGGUGGAGGGUUCCUCAGCAGCAAUCCCUUUUGGCACUCUGGUGGCCAUUUUGGCCCUGUGGUUUGGAAUCUCUGUGCCUCUCACCUUCAUUGGUGCCUACUUUGGAUUCAAGAAACCUGCAAUUGAGCAACCAGUGCGAACAAACCAGAUCCCCCGUCAAAUUCCUGAGCAGUCUUUCUUUACAAAACCUAUUCCUGGUAUAGUAAUGGGUGGAAUCCUGCCUUUUGGUUGCAUCUUCAUCCAGCUAUUCUUCAUCCUCAAUAGCAUUUGGUCUCAUCAGAUGUACUACAUGUUUGGGUUCCUUUUCCUGGUUUUCAUUAUUCUACUCAUUACCUGCUCUGAGGCCACAAUUCUGCUCUGCUACUUCCAUCUAUGUGCUGAGGACUACCACUGGUGGUGGCGUUCCUUCCUGACCAGCGGCUUCACAGCAGUCUAUCUGUUCAUCUAUGCUGUGCAUUACUUUUUCUCAAAGCUGCAAAUAAUUGGAGCAGCCAGCACCUUCCUCUACUUUGGAUACACUAUGAUUAUGGUCCUUAUCUUCUUCCUCUUCACAGGUACAAUUGGCUUCUUCGCUUGCUUCUGGUUUGUAAAUAAGAUCUACAGUGUGGUCAAAGUGGACUAGAGGGCUGAGGGAAAGACUGACUCCUUGCUGUGGCAGCACUGGCCUCCUCAGUGCUGGCUGUGUGAUAAAGUGGUCUUAAUGGACCUGAACUGAAACCAUCACCUAUAGAAACGACCUGAAGAGCAGAGCCCGUCCUCUUUUGUGCUUUAAACCUAUGUUGCUAUUGUUUUCUUUUUUUUUUAAAUAUAUAUAAUUUUGUGUUCACUGUUGACCAGUAAUAUUUUGAGUGGCGCCUGGAAAAUCAGUGUGGCUUCCAAUGAUCUAGUUGUCAUAGUGAGCAAUUUGUGUUGGUGGGUUUAACAAGAAAAGCUGAAAUGGUUUUAAGUUUCUAAAGAAAGUAAAAAGUUCUGUAAUUUUGCUUUUAUAUUAUGUCUAAAUGUUUUGUUUUUCAUUCAUUACUUAUAUUGUAAUGAUGAAAAAAUGUGUGUACAUAUUCUGUACAGAGCGAGCGAGUGAGAGAAUGCUACUUAUGAUUGUCACCAUUAUGAAACCUUUAUGUUCUUUUCUUUGAGGUAAAGAUGGGGCUAUAAAUCCUUAAAAUAUCAGCUUGUAUUGUAGUUCAGAAAUUAUAUAAAACACUCACAUUGCUUU